Molecule: messenger RNA, 2781 nt
Organism: Anarrhichthys ocellatus (wolf-eel)
Lineage: Eukaryota; Metazoa; Chordata; Actinopteri; Perciformes; Anarhichadidae
Product: transmembrane protein 179B-like
Exons: 5
Coding region: 439-1092 (217 amino acids)
Source: RefSeq, a predicted model, not a curated record
AAUCAACUAACCUCAUCCAUGUGCUUCUUUUAUCGCAACCCUCUUCCGGAUAAACUCACUUUUUCAGUGCGUGUUGGUGCUAGAAAUUUUCAACUUCACCAAAAAGAAAAAUCUCUUUCGUGGCACGUAUUUGUCUGUUUAAUUCUAUACUUAACGACAUUUUUUGAUUUAUUUGCGUUAUUUCCUACUUAUUACGUAUCGGUCACUGUCAAAACCAGAGCGCAAUCAGGUCAAUAACUAAAAAUAACAUGACUUUCGUUUCUCUGUAAAUGGUGAGUGUUGUUGCAAGUCUCGGACACACCUCCUCGUGUUUUUUUUGUUUUUUGUUUUUUUUCUUCUAUUACACUAUAUUCGUCCCGGUAAGAUAUUCGUCCCGGUAAGGGGGGACAUUUGUCUCUGCAUUUGACCCAUCCAUGUAUAGGGAGCAGUGGGCUGCCCAUGACAGGCGCCCGGGGAGCCGUUAGGGUUUCAGUGUCUUGCUCAGGGACACUUCGGCACAGGACACGUCCCAGCCAAGGAUCGAGCGAAACAUCACAACGUUUAGUGCGUUUUCCCUCAUCAAACACACUACAGUCCCUCAGAGAGAAUGAGGCUACAGACGCCCAGAAGGGUAACUUUGGAGGCCGGUGCAUGCUGUAUGGACUUGUCAACUACAAUGUUACAGCGGGCCUUAUUGGGAUCGAGUCGCCCAGCUCCCCGUCUCUGUGCUACUUCGUGUCGACUAUAUCGGUCAUGGUAGCAGUGGUGUGUUACCCUGUGACUCUGUACUGGCUGUACACGUUGUGCUUCUGCGGGGAAAUGAGAAGGGGGCGUGUGCGUAUGAACCUGAUUAUUGUUGUGAGCGGCUUCUUCCUCUUCUUCCUGCUCAUCACGGGGUGCAUGGUGAAGAUCGGACGGGACUCGCUCUGCAACUCGGUCAUACAGAGCGUUCCCAACAUCACCAGCUGUGAGGAGGCCCAGACCAGAAAAUGGGUCAGUCCAAUUAGAGGGGGACGAUUCUACAUCGGUCUACACGAUGCCGGGACGGCAGUGUGGGUCAACUUCUUCCUCUGGCUCAUCAUCUUGUUGUUGGUGAUGGUCCAGAGGCCCUAGGAUUCAGGGUCAAAGGUGAUCAGAGGAGGGCACAGAGGCUGGCGGGGCCGCCGUCGCUAGCCCCGCAACGCAGAGACGGAGCCAUUUUUCAACCAUCCCGCAAAGGCCACAAUGAAGGACGGAGGACACGGAGGACUUACAGAAACACGCACGCAAGCACAACAUGACAAUGUGGGAGUAGGUGUGGAAAAAGGGUAAACACGUUUAGUGAGCACUGCGCUGCAGGUUUGUCCAGUGAACACACUCUGUGAGAUACUGUAUGAAAAUACUUACAGUAGUUUGUGAUGAUCUUAGUUUGCUUUAGGGUGUUGCGGCUCUUAGAUUCAAUAGAAGCAUCGCACCUCGACGAGGAUGGGAUUCGAACCCACGUGUGCACAGAACAAUGGAAGAGUACUCCAUCUCAAGCCUCUGUUUGACCACAUGAUCCAGAGGCUUGACCUGCUGACAUGUACAUGUAUCCGUUACUCACAUCUACUCACAAAAGCCACGUCAAAUGUCUGAUUACUGGAUCACAAUGACGUGCAUUUCUUCAUUCAGAUGGUGUUUCUGUUCACAUCACAAGAAAUGGAAGAGUGUUUUUUGCAGGUACUUUUUUAUUAUUUGAUGAAUGUUUUUUUUUUUUCAGAAGUGUGUGCUUUGUGUUUCUACGAUGUGCCCAGUAGUUUUACUUCUGUAUCUUUAUUCUUUAUUUAUAAUGAAUUGUGUCAUUUGACAUUGAGGCCAAUUGUUAUUUCUCUUCAUUUUGUCUCAAAGUGUUGGUCAUGUGAUCUCAGAUAGUUCAGUCUAACUGUUGAGAAAAAGAAACACUGUAAAGAAACACUUGUUACGGCUCGAAACAUUAUGUGACAAUAAUUCAGGAGGGACAUUAUUGUAAGGUGAUUGCGUCUGAUUCCCAUGGUUGUGCACAAAAGACAGAAAGAGAUUACAACAUUUGAUAAAUUCUAAUCACAACAAGAAUACUGUAUUUAUUUUGCCAUCCCAUCAAAGUGAUGAACAGCAGGAAUUUAUGACAAAACAAAAUGUAGUUCCGAGAUCGGACUAUAUCAGCAAGCCCAAAAAUAAAGUCAGCCCUUAAAAUGAUAUUGGUAUUAUUAUUCAAAAUAAAGAUUAUGAAUAUACAUUAAGAAGACAAUUGUUGCACUGGUAUUGAAUAAUGGCAUACUGUAUACCCUGAAAUAUAGAACAAUUGUUUGGCCACCAGACUCAAGAUAUUUCUAAAUGAACAACAAAAAACAAUUGAAUUUCUUAUUUUGAAACAGAACAAGGUACAAACUAGUGUCACCAGCCGUUACCAGGUCAAAAUAAACACUUUACUCCUGCUAAUGUGACUCCUCUCUUUCCUUAACUGUCUAAUCUCUGUGGAUUAACUGACCUAUCUUGAGCCGCAAGGUGGAAGACUAAAUUCAUUGAAGAGAGAGAGAGAGAGAGAGAGAGAGAGAGAGAGGGGGGACAAAGAAGAGACGGAUGCUGACGGAGAACGGAGAGUGAUAUAAUAGUAGAAUAUCGGGAAGACACAGCAGCACUCUGUGGGAGGAACUUCGCCGGUUCUGUAAGUCAAUUUCCAACCGACACUUCCACCAUCGUCACCUAAAGCCCCUUGAGUUACUGUCUGAGUCUGAAAAGGACAGCUGGGAGGACAGAGAAGUCUGGAGAACGUUGAGGACUUUCUCACACUCGAUCUCAGAAGAA